AUGCAGGCAGCUCUUAUGAUAAGAGCAAAAUCUAGGGAGCGAAGAAAACAACGACUGAAGCGUGGUGUCAAAUAUGAAAUACCGAGCAACGUAGCAACGAAGUCUAUUGCACCUUUCCCGAGAUACCCACCUACUUCAUGGUGCGCCGCUGGGCGCGCGGCGUGGCAAGAGGCCGCGGCUCUCUCCGUGGGCGGCGGCGCAGGGGCCGCUGGGGGCGCAGCCCGACGUUGCUCGGUGCUCGGGGACCACCCGGGGGCCCGGCGAGACCCCCGCGCCAAGUGGCACAGGAACAACCGGGUGCGCGAUGCGUCAUACGGGUCUUCUUCGGAAUCGGACGGCGACGAAGCAAAUGGCGAGCCAUGGGGCGUCGCCCGGCUACUGUACGCUGGACUUGCGACACUUGCAGUGGGCCUGGUUGUGUAUUUCGUUGGGACAGGCGACAAGGGUUUCAAGACGCCAGCCUUGCGGCUGGUUGGUCCGUGUCUCAUCGUAGCAGGACUGGCCUGCUGCUUACUGCGUAUCAUGUUCUGUAUGUUCGCCAAGCCUUGCUGUCCGCGACGGAACAAUCACAAGGAGAACAGAAGACUGUCAGGUGGUGCAGAGGGAGAAGAGAUGCCUUUAGCUGGCGGAUGUCCCAGCACCCGAGCGGGGCCCGCGCAGUGUUCCCCCGCGAGGCGCCUCGACUCCUCGUGCGACGUGUCGAGCCUCUCCAGCGGCGAAGAGGACGAACGGCUGCGUCGAUAUCGCACCUCGAAUCAGCCGCAACCACAGCCGCAGCCGCAGACUGUCAUAGUUCAACAGGCAAACCCUCCACGCACAGCAGCGUCUGCGUUGUCAAGCGCAAACGCAGGCAAACGUCCGCCCCCACGCAAUGUGUCGUUCGCGGGCGGACCCGAUGGCGAGCUUGUACUAAGUCCCUCGCAACUACGCUCCUAA
Molecule: messenger RNA, 936 nt
Organism: Pieris macdunnoughi
Lineage: Eukaryota; Metazoa; Arthropoda; Insecta; Lepidoptera; Pieridae
Source: the annotation of a GenBank genome assembly